CUUGACAUAUCCUUCGUCUCUUGUCCUUGCGUUAUGGCAAGAUCUCCUCCCAGGUCGAGGUCUCCAGACCCAAGAAGAUCCUCUCAUAGGGAAAGAGGUUCAGGAUACAGGUCUCCUUCUCCCGGAACAAGGUAUGAUCGUUCUCAUCAGAGUUCGACAAGACCUGACGACCGACGUUCAGCCAGAUAUCAAGACGACAGAGACGAACGACGCCGUGAUGCAAGAGAUCAAGAUCGCGAUCAUGAUAGAAGAAGGGAUGAUAGAGGUGUAAGAGAGGGGCGAGAUGUGAGGGAAAGGGAUAGGGAUAGAGACCGUGACCGUGACCGUGAUCGUGAGAGGGAAAGAGAUAGAGAAAGGGAUCGUCAUCGUGAGCGAGACAGAGAUAAAGAAAAGGAUAGAGACCGACGUCGAAGUCCUGAAGAUGAUCGAUAUCGAAGACGACGUGAUAAUUCUGAUGACCGACAUCGAGAUUCAAGGGACGAUCGUCUCGCUCCUCCUCGAUUACGUUCUCCUCCCCCCAGGGAAAGGGAACGAACUCGUACUCGCUCACCAGAGAGGAAAUCAGUCAGAGUGAUACGACCCUCCGAUUCAUAUGAGACUCAAUCUCCUGGGCCUCAGACAGAAGAGGAAAAACAACGUAUCAAGAGAGAAAGACUUGAAGCUUGGAAGAAACAAAGAGAAUUACAGAAACAAGCUGGAAAACUGGGUUCUGCUACCCCUGAACCUACCCCGGUCGUCGAUGUCAAACCUGUCAUCCAACCCUCUGGUGCUGUCGGAAGAAGUGGCUUACCGGCCAAACCCACUGGACUCGGGUUCUCCCUCUCUGCCCCUGCCCUCAGCCGAAUCGGUCUUCCACUCAAACCUGGUACGGUGCAAGCCAAGCGGACUCUCCAGACUCUGAAUCAUGAUGAAGAUGGACCCGAGCGUAAGCUUGCCAAAUUGGACCUACCUGAUAUUGUCCCUGAGGUUCAAUCGGGCGAGGCGGCGGAUCAAAAGGCUAUCGGAGAUGAUUUGGCGGCUGAGGAUGUUGAAGAGGAAGAUGAGAAGCCUGUUAUGAAUCGAGAGGAGCAUGUGAAUGGUGAAGCGAAACCGGAAGUCAAGAUGGAUGUCGAUGAGGAAGAAGAGGAGGAUCCAUUGGAUGCGUUCAUGAGAGAAAAUGUUCAAGAAGUACGAAAGACCAACGUGGCCGAUGCAAAACGUUUAGGUCUGGGUGUGACUGCACUCGAACCCGAGAGCGAAGACGAUGAACCGGAAAUAAAGAGCAAGGCUCAGGAAGAGAUGGAAAAAGCGGAAGCUUUGCUUCAACUCGCUGCCAGCAAGUCGAGAAAGAAAGAUCUACCGCCUCCUGAUCAUUCCAAGAUCGAUUAUGAGCCAUUCAGGAAAGCAUUCUAUAACCCCCCUGUGGAAGUGUUGGAGAUGAACGAAGAGGAGACGGAAAUGGUAAGGCUCAUGAUGGACGGUAUCAAAAUCAGAGGACAGGAUGCCCCACGACCGGUCAGGAACUGGGGUGCUUUUGGUCUGCCCAGUGGAUGUCUAGAUGUCAUUAGGUCGAAAGGGUGGGAACACCCUACUCCCAUUCAAGCUCAAGCCAUACCAGCCAUCAUGUCUGGGCGAGAUGUAAUUGGUAUCGCCAAGACUGGCUCUGGAAAAACCGUGGCUUUCCUACUUCCUCUCUUCCGACACGUAAAAGACCAACGACCAGUCGGCGGUGCUGAAGGUCCGAUCGCUAUUGUCAUGUCGCCCACGAGGGAGCUAGCGCUGCAGAUUUACACCGAAUGCAAAGCCUUCAUCAAACCUCUCAAUAUACGUGUGGCAUGCUGUGUCGGUGGUGUGACCAUCUCGGAAGAUAUCGCCCUCAUGAAAAAGGGUGCCGAAAUCGUUGUUUGUACCCCUGGAAGGAUGAUCGAUCUUUUGACUGCGAAUGGUGGUCGAGUGACCAAUGUCAGACGAACGACAUAUAUCGUGCUCGAUGAAGCGGAUAGAAUGUUCGACAUGGGUUUCGAGCCACAAGUAAUGAAAAUCAUCAACAACACCCGACCGGACGCACAAAAAGUCCUCUUCUCGGCCACUUUCCCUAAAACUAUGGAAUCACUAGCUCGACGAAUCCUCGUUCGUCCACUCGAAAUCACUGUUGGUGGACGAUCGGUCGUUGCACCUGAAGUGGACCAAAGGGUAGAGGUCCGAGAUUCCAACGGUAAAUUCACCCGUCUUUUGGAGAUCUUGGGAGAAUUGAGCGAGGAGAACAAGGACCAAGACGAUGUGCGAACGUUAAUCUUCGUGGACAGACAAGAGGCAGCGGAUGAUUUAUUCCGUGAGCUGUUGCAGAGAGGUUAUGUGUGCGCUUCCUUGCAUGGUGGGAAAGAGCAGGUUGAUCGAGAUGAGGCCAUCAAGAAUUUCAAAAAUGGUGAUGUUCCGAUGAUUGUAGCCACGUCAGUUGCUGCGAGAGGAUUGGAUGUGAAAGAAUUGAAAUUGGUGGUCAAUUAUGACGCUCCAAAUCACUUAGAAGACUACGUGCAUCGGGCUGGUCGAACUGGUCGAGCUGGGAACAAGGGACUGUGCAUCACAUUCAUAAGUCCGGAUCAAGAGAAAUUCUCCGUGGACAUCGUUCGUGCACUCGAAGCCUCAAACGCUAUCGUCCCCAAGGAGCUCAAAGAGAUGUCCAAUACGUAUCUUGCGAAAAUCAAAGCUGGUCUUGCCAAAGCUGCCGGUUCUGGGUUCAAAGGCAAAGGUUUGGAACGUAUCGAGCGACGUCGAGAAGAGAAAGAUCGAACAGAAAAACAUACUUACGGAGAUACUUCCGAAGCUCUCUCAUUAUCCUCCCGAGAAGGCGCUGUCAUUCCUUACAAACCAAAAACCACAUCUGAAUGGCGACCUCCUGAGAACAAUCACAAGGGAGAGACGGACUAUACUUUCUCCGAAAUCGUCGUGGAUAUCGUCCAUGGUCCUGCACCAGACAAAGUCUUCAAUCCUCUCGUCACUGGGAAAGGCAAAUUGUCCUUACCACAACAAACCAUCCAAGCUUUGGAGAAGGCGAGGAAAGAAGGUCGUACGGCGGAAGCUCAAACUCUGACGAGGGUGGUGCAAAAACUCAUGGCGAGUAUCGAGUUGACAAAAGCGGAGAAAUUAGGUUUGGCAGCCGCUGUUGAUCCUCCGAAGAAAACCAAGGAUCCCGAUGCUACGGAUUGGCAUGCUAUCUUCCCUAUCAACGAUUUCCCACAGAAGGCUAGAUGGAAGGCGACGAACAAGGAACAAAUGACGUUGUUAGCGGAGAUAUCGGGAGCAAGUGUGACGAUGAGAGGUGUCUACUAUCCUCCAGGGGAAGAACCACCUCCCGGCGGAGAACCGAAAUUACAUCUGUUGAUCGAAUCCAACGACGAGAUGAAGGUUCAUGCGGCCGUCGAGGAGAUCAGACGGAAUAUCGUCGAGGCAUCAGUUGCUGCUCUCAAUAACGCAGAUCGAAAUAUCGCCGCUGGAGGAAGGUAUUCAGUAUGAUCACAUCAGUGGAAACACGACAUGUAUCUGGUUUAUCCUC
Messenger RNA from Tremella mesenterica DSM 1558, 3532 nucleotides. RefSeq lists its product as uncharacterized. Gene Ontology annotation, cellular component: nucleus. Gene Ontology annotation, biological process: mRNA splicing, via spliceosome. The record is from RefSeq and is a predicted model, not a curated record. Gene Ontology annotation, molecular function: RNA helicase activity; ATP binding; nucleic acid binding. NCBI's taxonomy places the organism in Eukaryota, Fungi, Basidiomycota, Tremellomycetes, Tremellales, Tremellaceae. The transcript is spliced from 8 exons. The coding region runs from base 34 to 3492 and encodes 1152 amino acids.